This is a messenger RNA of Myodes glareolus (Bank vole), 495 nucleotides long. NCBI's taxonomy places the organism in Eukaryota, Metazoa, Chordata, Mammalia, Rodentia, Cricetidae. The record is from RefSeq and is a predicted model, not a curated record.
AUGCAAUGCUAUAUUAAGAUUGGUGGCAAAGUCAGGUUCGAUAGUAUCUACCCUGCUGGAUUUAUGUAUAUCACCAGCAUUGACAAGAUUGGAGAAAACUUCCUCCUGAUCUAUAACACCACGGGUCACUUUGCUAUUCAUCUUAUCACACCUGAGGAGACCAAGUACAAGUUACACAAAGUGAGAAAGAUCUUUAUAGGCACAAAAGCAAUCCCACAUCUGGUGAGCCACAAUGAUUGUGUUAUUUGCUACCCUGAUCCUCUCAUCAAUGUGACUGAUACCAUUCAGGUUGAUUUGGAGACAGACAAAAGAAGCGACUUUGUCAAGUUUGUCACCAGUAACCUGUGCAUGGUGGCUGGAGGUGCUAACUUGGGAAGAACUGAUGUGAUCACCGACAGAGAGAGACAUCCUGGCUCUUUUGAUGUGCUUCAUGUGAAAGAAGCCAGUGGCAGCAGCUCUGUCACUAGGCUUUCCAACAUUUUUUGUUAUUGGUAA